CCGCGCUGCAUGCUGGGAUAUGGCGAGCGCGAUCGGCUCCUCCCCACGUGUCUGAGCGACUGCAGGACCGCGAUGAGCAACAUGGCAGCAACACCUUCUCUCAUACACACGGAGAGACAGAUCCUCACGUAGUCCAGCUGAAGAACUGGAAGACGGCUUCGCCGGCGCAGGGUUCGGGGCGGGCACGCGCACGUCCCCUGACGCACGCCUCAGAGAGCAACUUAGGCUUUUCGUUGAUUUAGUGGACCAGCGAGGCCUCGGUUUAAAGUCCACUAGCAGCGGUUCCUCCUCAGUCUUCACUAUGGCCAGCGGAGACGAUGAUGACCCAAUUAUACAGGAGAUUGAUGUGUACCUGGCCAGAAGUCUCGUGGAAAAGCUGUAUCUGUUCCAGUAUCCAGUGCGUCCUGCUUCUAUGAGCUAUGAUAACGCGACUCAUUUGACGGCCAGGAUUAAACCCAAGCAGCAGAAGGUUGAGCUGGAGGUGGCGAUGGACACCAUGAGUCCGAACUACUGCCGCAGCAAAGGAGAGCAGAUCGCGCUCAACGUGGAUGGCACGUCCUCGGAGGACUCCAACGUUUACGCGACGAAAAUGAUGGACAAGCAAGCGUUCUCGUCGAUCCAGGCGACCACUAACACGUCCCGCUACGCCGCCGCUGUGUUUCGCAAAGGAGAGCUUCAUCUUACUCCGCUGCAGGGAAUCCUUCAGAUGAGACCCAGCUUCUCUUACCUGGAUAAAGCUGACACUAAACAUAGAGAAAGAGAGGCUGCCAAUGAAGCUGGAGACUCCUCUCAGGAUGAGGCAGAAGAUGACGUUAAACAAAUCACUGUGAGGUUUUCCCGGCCCGAGUCAGAGCAGGCCCGUCAGCGACGCAUCCAGUCCUACGAGUUCCUGCAGAAGAAACAGGCUGAAGAGCCCUGGGUUCACCUGCAUUACCACGGGAUAAAGGACGGACGUUCUGAGCACGAGCGCCAGUAUCUUUACUGCCAGGCCACGGACCCCACAGAAAACACAGAACUGGUGAAAACGCCGCGUGAAUACCUGUCCAUGCUCAUGCCUCCUUUGGCUGAAGAAAAAGUCGUCAAGCCCAUGGGUCCCAGUAAUGUGCUCUCUAUGGCUCAGCUCCGCACGCUGCCUCUGGGAGAACAAGUCAAGACGCUGAUGAAGAAUGUGAAGGUGAUGCCGUUCGCCAAUCUGAUGGGGCUGCUGGCCUCAGGAACGGACUCCACCGCAGUGCUGCGCUGCAUCCAGCAGGUGGCGCUCCUCGUCCAGGGAAACUGGGUCGUCAAGAGUGACGUGCUGUAUCCCAAAAGCACCUGUAGUUCCCACAGCGGCGUUCCUGCUGAAGUGCUCUGUCGAGGCAGAGAUUUUGUGAUGUGGAGAUUCACUUUAGAACGAACCCUGAUGAGAAAAGAGGUUGCUGCCGUCAUAAAGCUUCCUCCAGAGGACGUUAAGGACUUCCUGGAGCAGAUGUCUGUCCCUCGAUUAAACCGAGGCUGGGAGUUCCUGCUGCCCACAGAUCAGGAUUUUGUCAGAAAGCAUCCCGAUGUGGCUCAAAGGCAGCACAUGCUCUGGCUGGGCAUUCAGUCUAAGUUGGAAAAAGUGUUUAACUUCUCCAAAGAUGACUUUGUGCCUAAAAAGGAUGCUCAGAUGGAGCCCGUUCAUAUCAGCGGAGACCAGCGUCUGAAAUCCGCGCGGGAGAGCGCUAAAGAAAACCACACGGCCCUGCAGAAGGACCUGGACACUAGUAGACUGAAGGCGUCCAGAUGCAUGGGCUCGUCCGGAGACUCCUCCUCCUCCUCGGUGCAGAUCAAACAAGAGCCCGUGAGCGACUCUGAAGAGCCCAUGGACACGUCAGGCCCGCUCACAAACGGCUCCAUCAACGGUUUCCCUAACUCUACCUCUCCGGUCUCGGACCCUCAUAACGGACACGGCCACGCCUUCACCCCGGAGCUCCAGGACUUUGUGCGGAGCAUCUUCCGGAAGCACUACGUUUUGUGCCUGAGUGAAGUGAAGAGGCUGUUUAACCUGCAUCUGGCCAGUUUACCCACGGGGCACUCCGUGUACGGCCAUGUGACAGACCGCCUGCUGCAGGACACCAUCCUCCAGAGCCAGUGCAAACAGAUCCUGGUGCCUUUUCCUCCUCAGAGCGGCGCUUCGGCAGACGAGCAGAAGGUCUUCGGCCUGUGGGAGAGCGGAGAAACCUUCGACAAGCACCGGCAGGUUCUGUACGAGAUCUUCAUGAAGAACUACCGCGUCAGAAGAAACGUGAUCCAGACGCGCCUCACGCAGGAGCUCGGUGACGCCGUCAUCAAAACAGACGUGGAUCGACUGCUCAAGGAGUGCUGCUCGAGUCUGGGAGGGAUGUGGUAUCUGAAGGGAACCGUUCCCUCCUGACAGGAGAACCGGAGCGCCUCGGAUCCCGUCGCUCGAGAGCGGAGGCGGAGCCGACAUCGACCAAUCACCGCCCUCGGUCCCGGGGACACGCCCACUCCGGAGAGCCUGCUUCCUUCACCCGUCCGGUCACAUGAGCAUCUCACCCAAAAGGGCUGCGAUCCGUUCCAUCCUGCGUUUGCGGAAAAAGCAAAGUACAAGGAAAGGAGCUGCGCCGGUUUUCUUUUGCUUUCUUUUUUUUAUGACCUAGUACGAAAGUAGGCGUUGCUAACAAAAUGACAGGAGAUGAUGACGGUUGAGCUCAUUUUAUCCUGCUUUGUGGCCUUUGGGCGCUUGUCGGCAGAUUUCGGCCUUGUUUCUUACCUUCAGAUGUUUGGUUUAAUCUUUCUCUUGAUUUUAUUGCAUAGAGGAUUUUUUUUGUUCUUCUUAUUUUGGUAUUUUGCCCCACGUUUAAAAAUGACUUCACUGUAACCCAAAGAAAAAAACAGGCUGCAGGACGCAUUUGAAGAGAGCUAGAUUAUAAUAAAUCCUCUGAAAUAUUAAUUUCUCAGCGAUCAGAUGAAGGCUGUGAAGCUCCUAUAGAAACGUUUACAGCUCUGUCAACCAAAAAAAGGACAAAACUUCGGUUGAUUCCGGAGCAGUUUAGAUCGAUUCUAACAGACAGACCCUGAAAAUCUGAUUCAUGAAUCGGUGCUCGUGAAUAUUUAUUGGACCUGAAGGGAGACGAAGCUCUGAAUGACAUUUGCGGUGGGUUUGUUUUUUGCAGCCUUGUCCGUUUGUGGCAUCCUGCACAAAUGCAAUGAAGCAAUUUAAAAGUUAAUUUGUUCUGAAAAUAAAAAAAAUGCAUAAUGGUUACGUUAAGUUCGUGGAAAAUGUUUUGUUUUUUUUCGCUGAAGUUGCUAAACCGUGUUUGGGUGUGAAAGAAAGUGCCUCUUAGUUAUUCAGGGGAUAUAUUCUGUUCCUAUGAGUUGCAAUCUUACGAUUAUGACUGAAAUCACCUUCACACGCACACGUCUGUCUCUUCCUCACCUGCAUAUAAAGCACUUCCUGUCCGUCUGUUUAAGCAUUCCACAUCUUAUAUAAAUCAUAUUCUGGAUCAUCAUUGCCAAGUCUGUACAGUCACACUCAAACAGCAGAAAAACCCUCUUUUUUUUAUUUGUAUGUCAUCCUGAAUAAACGUUUCAACUGACAACUUAAA
Messenger RNA from Puntigrus tetrazona (Sumatra barb), 3590 nucleotides. RefSeq names its product polymerase (RNA) III (DNA directed) polypeptide E (gene polr3e). Gene Ontology annotation, biological process: DNA-templated transcription. The record is from RefSeq and is a predicted model, not a curated record. Gene Ontology annotation, cellular component: RNA polymerase III complex; nucleus. The transcript is spliced from 21 exons. Bases 302 to 2395 code for a protein of 697 amino acids. Lineage: Eukaryota; Metazoa; Chordata; Actinopteri; Cypriniformes; Cyprinidae.